This is a messenger RNA of Dicrocoelium dendriticum, 2181 nucleotides long. The record is from the annotation of a GenBank genome assembly. Lineage: Eukaryota; Metazoa; Platyhelminthes; Trematoda; Plagiorchiida; Dicrocoeliidae.
AUGCCAGUUGAAUCAAAGCGAAUCAUCUCAUCACUCACCUAUCUUUUACACACAGAUAUCAUCGGAAUGACUCUGUUCGAGAAUGGCCAAUUGGUACUUGAGGAACAAUACGAUAUCUCCUACGAACCAUCGGAUGAUGAUAUACUCAGCUACGCCCGCCUGAUAGGGAUCGACCCCGAACUAGAACCGGAGCUGUUGUAUCUUGCCCAGGAGGGCCUAACUGCCGCUUUACCUCCGGAGUGGAAACCUUGUCAAGAUGUGACUGGGGACAUUUAUUACUUUAAUUUCGCCACGGGCCAGUCAAUUUGGGAGCAUCCCUGUGACGUAUACUAUCGCGACCUUGCAGCUCAAGAGAGAUCGCGGUGGCGAAUCUCACGACAUAAUAGGCUGGACAAUUGUUGCACGAACGGAAAAGUGACAGAGACAAAUACGAAGAGGCAGCGAUUGGUACGAGUUUCGAAGCCAAUGAAAGCAGUUAAGAAACUCCCAGCUUCGCAAAACCGAGAACAGCUGAGUCGCUUAAACAGAAUUGAGACUGGCUUGCGGAGGAAAUCUUUGAGCACACAGAACCUAGACGUGUGCAACACAAUAAAGCGAGUCCCCCAACAAAACAACCUCCACAACUGGCCCGUGCAUGAAAACUGGUAUUCCGGGCUGAAUUCGGCCCCUGAGCAGACGGUCAAAAAUGACGUGACGGUUCGGUCUUCUCGAGGAAAAACGGAUGCGGUGAAAGAUACGCCCAGUGAAGCAGGAAAUUAUGAAAAGAACCACACGGGCAAUGGGUAUACAGUCCAACAGGAUGAAAUUCAAGCGGAGGCUACAGAUAGAGUCAUCAGGAUAGUUCACGAACAGUACACAUCGGGGAAACGGAUGAAUUCCAAAUUCGGCAACCCUAUCUCGGAGAUGUCUUUGCAUGGAAGGGAUUUUCAUCAGUCAACACCAUUCCUCUACAAUUACUCGGACGCUGCGUCCGCAUUUCGAGAGUGUCGACCUGAUGGUUUCCCAGAUGAAAUGCCCAGACGAGCCAAACUCUUAUCAGACUGCUCAGAACUGAUCGAUCCCUAUCGUCAGCAAGAGAAUCAGUUAACUUACCAGUACAGGCUACGGAAGUCUCAUCGAACGCCGCACGAUGUGCACGCUACCUCAGCAAUAGCCGACGACUGGCCUCUACGCUUUUGCAGAGAAAAUACAUAUCGUAACCGAGCACGUAUGAAAAUUCUGGCAAACUCGUUACCACUAGCAAACAAUCUCUCGCAAGAGCCUGCACCGUUUGCGAAUGACUCAACGCUACACCUGAGCACAUCAAGAUUGCGCACACCAUCGAGUCGACCCUCUCGGAUGCAUCCGGAGGUAGUGGACAAAAGGCGUCGACAUAAAGUGGCAACAGAAGACAGACCGUCUUCUGCGAGACUUGUUAGACAGCCAUUUGAGUUGUCCGACAACCGGGCUCGAUCAGCAGAUGCUCCUCUUUACAAUAACGAUACGGAGGACGAACUUGAUGCCUCCUCUCCAAUCCAGACUGAUGAAUCGUGUGAGCAGAAGGCUAAUCCGAUGACGAAAAGACGACAAGAAAACGUCCACGUUCUGAGUGAUGAGUCGACGAGCAAAUCGGUGCCGAACACAUCGGAUGACCAUUCUAGGACAUGUGAAAAUUUCAACGGUCCACGAGACGUGGAUAACUGCGCACACCCAGCCUGUAAUUCCCCUAUGAUGCUACAACAAAUCCUCGCUUCGCUGCAGCAGAUAUCGGGCAAUUUGAACCGAAUCCUAACAGCACAAGUGCAGCAAGAAGGGCUAGACACAGCAAAUGGCGCACCUGCUUUCUCGAGCAGAAACCUGAUUGGUAAAGUGUCCCACACAGCUAAUGAAGUGUUACCAUACACUUGUCGAAAAUCCACUGCUCCACCGCGGCACUUGAUCGACUGGCCGAAAGUAUAUGAGCGUUCCUGUAGAGAUUGGGGACAAGAUCACCAAGGCCAGCAUGCGCUAUCCAAAACCACUUGUCAGUCCGAUUUCAACGUGCGUGCGAAGAUUUCCGAACAGAUGGAAUGGCUAGAGAAAGCGAAAUCAGACUUUGCGAAUAAAUCGACAAGUCACAAUAUGCACGAAUGCAGCUGCUACAACUGUGCACAUGGGCCACCGAGUCGUGUUAAGUUUAAGCACACACUCGAGUCGAAGUAA